UGAACCUUUCUGUCCUCGCUCACCUGCGCCGUGUGACCACGUGACCCGCCGACAUGGGCCGGAAGGUGACCGUGGCUACCUGCUGUCUGAACCAGUGGGCUCUGGACUUUGAAGGCAACUGUGAGCGGAUCCUGAGGAGUAUCGAGGAAGCCAAAGCUCACGGAGCCAAGUACAGGCUGGGUCCAGAGCUGGAGAUCUGCGGCUACGGCUGCGCAGACCACUUCUAUGAGUCGGACACGCUGCUGCACAGCUUCCAGGUCCUCAGGAAUCUUCUGGAGUCUCCCGUCACUCAGGACAUCAUCUGUGACGUGGGGAUGCCCAUCAUGCAUCACAACGUGCGCUACAACUGCCGCAUCCUGUUCCUCAACAGAAAAAUUCUGCUGAUCAGGCCCAAGAUGCUGAUGGCCAACCACGGGAACUACAGAGAGGUGCGCUGGUUCUCCCCCUGGAACAAGUUACGGCAGGUGGAGGAGUAUUUCCUGCCCCGAAUGAUCCAGGAGGUGACAGGCCAGGACACCGUCCCCUUCGGUGACUGCGUGCUCUCCACGAAGGACACCUGCAUCGGCACUGAGAUCUGCGCCGAGCUCUGGAACCCCGACAGCCCUCACAUUCAGAUGGGUCGGGACGGCGUUGAAAUCUUCACCAACUCGUCCGCAAGCCACCACGAGCUCCGCAAAGCUGACCAGAGGGUCAACCUGAUCAAGGCGGCCACCACCAAGAGCGGAGGAAUCUACCUGUACGCCAACCAGAGGGGCUGUGACGGAGACCGCGUCUACUACGAUGGCUGCGCCAUGGUGGCCAUUAACGGUGACGUCGUGGCGCAGGGAGCGCAGUUCUCCCUCGAUGAUGUGGAGGUGAUUACGGCCACUCUGGAUCUGGAGGACGUUCGCAGCUACAGAGGAGAGCUGUGUCAGCCUCAGCUGGAAAGUGACUUCAAGCCUUGUCACAGGGUCAAAGUGGACUUUUCUUUGUCCGGCUGUGACGACGUCUACCUGCCCACCCACCAGCCAAUAGAAUGGCACUUUCACACACCAGAGGAAGAGAUCAGUUUAGGGCCGGCCUGCUGGCUGUGGGACUACCUGAGGAGGAGCGGCCAGGCUGGUUUCCUGCUGCCUCUGAGCGGCGGCGUCGACAGCUCCUCCACCGCCUGCAUCGUCCACUGCAUGUGCGUGCAGCUGUGCCGGGCUGUCGAGGGCGGCAACAGUCGGGUGCUGGAAGACGUCCGCAGGGUGGUCGGCGACGAGUCGUAUCAUCCGCAGGACCCGAAGGAGCUGUGCGCUCGCGUCUUCACCACCUGCUACAUGGCGAGCGAAAACUCCUCCGAGGACACGCGCAACAGGGCCAGAGACCUGGCCAAUCAGAUCGGCAGCACGCACAUGAACAUCAACAUAGACGUGGCGGUGAAAGGCAUUCUGGGUAUCUUCUCGGCGGUUACCGGACGGUGGCCUCAGUUUCGUGCGAGCGGGGGAAGUGCGAGAGAAAACCUGGCUCUGCAGAACGUGCAGGCUCGGGUCAGGAUGGUCCUGGCUUACCUGUUUGCCCAGCUCAGCCUGUGGGCUCGGGGCAGACCCGGGGGCUUGCUGGUGCUCGGCUCUGCUAAUGUGGACGAGAGCCUCACAGGUUAUUUCACCAAAUACGACUGCUCGAGCGCCGACAUCAACCCGAUCGGAGGCAUCAGUAAGACGGACCUGAAGCGCUUCCUGCUGCACUGCGCCGAGCGGCUGCAGCUCACUGCUCUGAGAAGCAUCCUGGCAGCUCCGCCCACCGCCGAGCUCGAGCCGCUGACAGACGGGCGAGUUUCUCAGACCGAUGAGGCCGACAUGGGGAUGACCUACUCUGAGUUGUCUGUGAUCGGACGACUGAGGAAGAUCUCCAAGUGCGGCCCCUUCAGUAUGUUCUGUAAACUCAUUCACACGUGGAAGGACGCCCUCUCGCCCUCAGAGGUGGCCCAGAAGGUCAAGCGCUUCUUCAGGAUGUACUCGGUGAACCGCCACAAGAUGACCACGGUCACGCCGUCCUACCACGCCGAGAGCUACAGUCCUGACGACAACCGCUUCGACCUCAGGCCUUUCCUCUACAACGCAAGCUGGAGCUGGCAGUUCAGGUGCAUCGACGACCAGGUGACCCAGAUGGCUGCAAACACGGCGAAGCGCUAAGAAGCAGAGGUCAUCGGCCCUUCGUGACUCCGAUGACCACGAAGACGUCCCGCUUGAUCAAAGCCGAAGACCACGGACGAUGCUUUGGUGCUUUCCUGACCUCAGUGACAUUAAUAGCAACUGUGGUCCCUUCAAACAAUCAUUUACACAGACUGAAAUCAAACGCCUUAAACCUGCAUUCUGUCUGGCCCCCAGCAGGGGGCGCUUCCUCUUUAAUGGUCUCAGGUGUGAUUGAAUCAAACAUUCUGGAGAUGAUGGUCCCCUUAGAGUCAGAAAGGAGCAGGGGGGCAUCCUGGGUCCAUCGUUUAUCUACAGUCUAUGAUCCAGACACAAUUCUUCUGCUUGUUUUUCUCUCUUUGUGUUAUUGUGCAGCUUUGCAUCGCCCCUGAUUAUUUCUGAUUCUGUCCUCCGUCCGGUUUGUUUUGAUCUUGUUCUGUGUAAAAUUUAAAGAUACAGGAUCAUCUCAAGUGUCCGCGUGUGAAAUAAAAGAUCUCUUGAUUGUG
This is a messenger RNA of Haplochromis burtoni (Burton's mouthbrooder), 2659 nucleotides long. RefSeq names its product NAD synthetase 1 (gene nadsyn1). Gene Ontology annotation, molecular function: glutaminase activity; ATP binding; NAD+ synthase (glutamine-hydrolyzing) activity. Gene Ontology annotation, cellular component: cytoplasm. The transcript is spliced from 21 exons. NCBI's taxonomy places the organism in Eukaryota, Metazoa, Chordata, Actinopteri, Cichliformes, Cichlidae. The record is from RefSeq and is a predicted model, not a curated record. The coding region runs from base 54 to 2156 and encodes 700 amino acids. Gene Ontology annotation, biological process: NAD+ biosynthetic process.